Messenger RNA from Exophiala bonariae, 1707 nucleotides. RefSeq lists its product as uncharacterized. Gene Ontology annotation, biological process: protein phosphorylation; mitotic DNA damage checkpoint signaling. Gene Ontology annotation, cellular component: nucleus. The coding region runs from base 1 to 1707 and encodes 568 amino acids. The transcript has 2 exons. The record is from RefSeq and is a predicted model, not a curated record. Lineage: Eukaryota; Fungi; Ascomycota; Eurotiomycetes; Chaetothyriales; Herpotrichiellaceae. Gene Ontology annotation, molecular function: protein serine/threonine kinase activity; ATP binding.
AUGAAAUUGCCCAAGCAAGCCCGCGGCGUCCUCAAGGCCUUGCGCUCAAAACAAUCCGAAAUCCCGAACUCGAAGGUCAAGUCUACCGACCCCCCUCCAGAGACUCUAGACAAGACGUUUGUAGUUCCUUCCAUUCGCGAACCUCUUCUCCAGGAGCAGGAACAGUUGAAAGCAUUCGAGUCUGUACCUGCAUCCGCAUCCGUAUCACCUACGCGUCGUCUGAGUGAGCCACAUGCACCGCGGCCCGUUGCAUGGAAGUCUACUGGUACCAUCCUAGGCAAAAGAUCCAGACACGACAUGGGUAACACGACUAUCGCUGUACAUGAGGAUGAGGAUGCCACUUCUCAUGCCUCUGCUGCUCCUUCCAGAACAAUGGCUCAUUUAGAAUCAGACGAUGAAGGCUCCCUCGCAGACUCAGUUUCGGGCAAUUCAGAAGAUAGCGACGACGAUAUUGACGACACGGUCAUGGAGGAUAUGCGCAAGCUUGAGGAGAACUUCAAAGGCAUUUCUCAGAAAUAUCGACUUAUCAAUCGCAUUGGUGAAGGUACAUUCUCUACCGUCUACAAAGCCGAACAACUCCAACAGCCCGAUGAGAUGGACCAAGAUGAGGAAGACGUUGAAAGAUAUAUCGAUAUAGAGCGACCUUCUAAGAGAGCAAAGACCACUUCUGCAAGGUCACGUUUCAGACCACGCAUAGUUGCAUUGAAAAAGAUCUAUGUCACUUCUUCGCCUCAUCGCAUCCUCAACGAGUUGGAACUACUCCACGAGCUUCGAGACUCACCCUACAUCUGCCCACUGCUGACCGCCUUUCGACAUCUCGACCAAGUCGUUGCUGUCUUACCCUACUUUAGGCAUCUCGAUUUUCGACUGUACUACCGUGAGUUUCUGGUCAAUGAUAUGCGACACUACUUUCGAAGCCUCUUUCAUGCAUUGAGUCAUGUUCAUAGGGCAGGUAUUCUCCACCGUGACAUCAAACCUACCAAUUUUCUUUAUGAUCAUUCCCAGAGAAAAGGUGUCCUGGUCGACUUUGGCUUGGCUGAGAGACAAGGUACCGAUUGGCAACCAUGCUUAUGCAUGGAGUCCAGGGAGAAGCGGAAAGAUAAAUUCUUGAAUUCUUAUGCAGUUCAAGUUUUACAGUCACAGGCAGACUUGAUUUCCACUGGCUAUCCCAAAUCAGAUACUCGCCCAUCGCGAAGAGCAAACCGAGCUGGCACACGAGGCUUCCGAGCUCCUGAGGUACUUUUGAAAUGCACAUCACAAACAACACGCAUCGACAUUUGGUCAGCGGGUGUCAUUCUUCUCACGUUACUAGCACGGCGGUUCCCCUUUUUCAACAGCGCAGAUGAUGUCGAUGCCAUGAUCGAAAUGGCAUCUAUCUUCGGAAGGAAAAAGAUGCAGGCGGCUGCGGCCAUGCACGGGCAACUGUUCGAGACCAAUAUCGAGACCAUUGGGGAGAGGGGCUUCACACUUGAAAAGAUCAUUAUCUGGGCCAGUUGUCGAGAGAAGGAGAAUGACACGUUAAGAGCAGGAGAAGCCCAAGCAGUCAAUUUUCUACAAGGUCUGUUGGAGUUGGACGCUGGAAAGAGAUGGAGCGCGAAAGAAGCACUUCAACACGAGUUCUUCACAGCACCUGUCGAGGAUGAGGAUGAAAGAGCAGAGAGAGAAGCUGUGGAGAUGAAUGAGGAAGCGCAGAGAGCAAGACGGUAA